AUGGGCGAGAACUCUGUCAACGGGGAGGCUAUCCACUCCCAAUUCCUCGAUCACCUGACAUCCUAUCCUGUUGUCUCCGACUCUAUCACCGUCAUCAAGACCAACAAGUACGCCGCGAAGUCUCUGGAAUAUGCCGACCAAGGCUACUCUCGCUUAGCCAAGCCGUUCCUCCCUUACUUCUCCAAGCCGUAUGGCUUCGUUGCUCCGUAUGUCGCGCGCGUAGAUACUCUUGGAGACAAAGGCCUGAGCAAGGUUGAUGAAACAUUCCCAUUUAUCAGAGAUGAUACAACCACGCUCAAGGGAUCGAUCAAAGACGGUGUCUCAUUCCCAGUGCGAUUCGUUUAUGACCUAAAGGGUCAUGUUUUUGACACUUACAGUUCUGAGUACAAGAAGUGUGGCGGGGACGGAAUGGUUGCGAGCGGCAAGGCCGUCAUCACCACCGGGUUGGUGCUGUCGCAGGAGUCGCUAGCCUAUAUCAGCUCCUUGCUUCAGGCCAAGAAGGCCCAAGUUAAGGAUGCAGUCAACGAGAAGACUGACAACUAA
Aspergillus luchuensis is the source of this 543-nucleotide messenger RNA. Its product is annotated as putative pathogenesis associated protein Cap20. The record is from RefSeq and is a predicted model, not a curated record. Lineage: Eukaryota; Fungi; Ascomycota; Eurotiomycetes; Eurotiales; Aspergillaceae. Bases 1 to 543 code for a protein of 180 amino acids. The transcript is spliced from 2 exons.